AUGGUGAAGGAUUACAAUAAGAAUAUGGGAUAUGUUGAUUAUGCAGAUAUGAUGAAAUCAUACUAUGAGAUUGAUCGAAAGAGCCACAAGUGGUGGCAUAGAAUAUUCUUUCACUUUUUAGAUGUUGCUGUGACUAACUCUUAUAUAUUAUUUAAAUUAAAAUGUCAAGGGAGGAAUAUUCCUUUGAAGGAUUUUAGACUUGCUGUAGUUGCUGGUUUAGUUGGAAUUCCAACUACAUCACCAAGAGGAAAACAAAAAUCAUUUAAAAAUAAAACUAACAACUUCAAAGUUAGAAUACCUCUAGAAAUGCGUUUUGCAAAUGUUGCACAUAUACCAAAAAGUUGUACAAUCCGUCGAUGCCAUAACUGCUCUACCAAAGAAAACCCUAAAAGAAGUAGAUGGGAAUGUUCUACAUGUAAUGUAGCACUAUGUUUAACUUCAGAGAAAAACUGUUUUGAAACAUUUCAUCAAAAACAAUAA
Molecule: messenger RNA, 480 nt
Organism: Macrosiphum euphorbiae (potato aphid)
Lineage: Eukaryota; Metazoa; Arthropoda; Insecta; Hemiptera; Aphididae
Source: the annotation of a GenBank genome assembly